AUGGACAGAGUCUCAAAUGGUUCCUUCUCCCCAGUUGGAUCCCUCGAGGCACUUCAACGCGACCAGUUCACCGUUCUCGAGCAUCCGGAGUUCCCAGAGCACUCUGUACGCGUCAAGAAGUCGCGGUUCUGUGAUGGUACCGUUGACGCGUACACGGGAUACAUCGAUGUUGGGCUGAAGCAUCUUUUCUUCUACUUCUUCGAGAGUAGGAGUGACCCAGACAAGGAUGAUGUGAUUUUCUGGACAAACGGAGGUCCUGGAGGUUCGUCCGCGAUGGGCCUGUUUCUUGAGCUUGGACCAUGCCGCAUGACGCCAGAAGGGAUCAAAUACCACGAACAGUCCUGGAACACCAACGCGAACGUUUUCUUCAUUGACCAGCCUGUCGGGGUCGGGUUUUCCUACAGCGACUACGAUCACGUCGGCACGACGGAGGAGGCAGCAGUCGACAUCGCUGCUUUCGUCGCUAUAUUCUUCGAACAUUUCACCAAGUUCAAAGGACGACCGUUUCACUUUUCUGGGGAAUCAUAUGCCGGCCGAUACCUCCCGUUGUUUGCGUCGGCACUAUAUGACCAAAACGCUCGUCUCGCCGCCAAGGGAAUGGAAACAAUCAACCUCGACUCAGUCAUGAUCGGCAAUGGUAUGACAGGCUGGUAUUACUUCUUCCCCGGCUACGUCGACAUGCAAUGUACAAAUGCAUCCGUCUUUCCCAUCCAGAGCAUUAGCGCGUGCGUACGCAUGAGACAGAUGCUCCCUCGAUGCCUCAAGUGGUUCAAAGCCUCUUGUCUUGAUCAAUGGGACGAUAUCAACUGCUCCGCUGCGUUCUCAUUCUGCGCGACUGAACUCGUGGAGUCGUUCUCUAAACUCCAGCGAAACCCUUACGAUAUCUCCCAGAAGUGCAAUCCGCCGGAGGGAGAUGGAACCGCUUGUUAUCCCAUGGGUGACGUCGCAGCCUACCUCUCUACCUCCUCGGUUCGCAGCACCUUAGGUAUACCCGACCAUGUCAACUUCACCCAGUUCAGCAUGGCCACCAAUCAAGCGUUCACCAUCUCGGGUGAUAUUACACGGCCUUCCACGGUGCUCGUGUAUGCGGGCGAGCUCGAUCUCAUGUGUCAUUGGCUCGGCAGCGAGGCUUGGACGCUUGAGAUGGAGUGGAGCGGGAGGGAGGAGUAUACCCGGGAGGGAAGGAGGGAGUGGGCAGUGUAUGGGCGUACGGCGGGAUGGACAAGGAGCGCAAGGGGUUUGACAUAUGCCAGUGUGAGAGGCGCGGGGCAUUUGGCUCCGUAUGACAAGCCGGUGGAGACGCUCGCAAUGGUGCAACGUUGGCUCGCUCAUGAAGAACUUUAA
Molecule: messenger RNA, 1344 nt
Organism: Coniophora puteana RWD-64-598 SS2
Lineage: Eukaryota; Fungi; Basidiomycota; Agaricomycetes; Boletales; Coniophoraceae
Product: serine carboxypeptidase
Exons: 12
Coding region: 1-1344 (447 amino acids)
Biological process (GO): proteolysis
Cellular component (GO): fungal-type vacuole
Molecular function (GO): serine-type carboxypeptidase activity
Source: RefSeq, a predicted model, not a curated record